CAGAAGAAAUCGAUUGGGGUCAAAAGCGCUCAGGGAUUUUCAAUGCAUCGAAAGGCAUCGAAUCGAACACAGCGCUCGUUCCUAAUGAGAUUACCUUUAAAUGACACCGCCUUAGCAAACAAAGGAGCGUGUCAUAGAAAUGGGACGUUUUCGACCGCCAUCGUUUUCGUCUUUGAAUCUUCGAAAGCCUUUCUUCUUUUGUUUGGUGCUGCUCUACCAACGGAGUUGUCUCGUAGACGCUAGGUCGUGGAGUGAUAUCCUCAGUCCGUCUCUCAACGACGCAAGUUAUGAUGGGAAGCACCACGGGCAUCUACGCAACAAGCAUUAUCGUCCGGGAGAACUCAGCUUUGAAAUAGAAGAGGAUCCGUUUUACUUUCCCCCACCAACGAAAACUAAUCAACCCAACCAGAGUCAAAAAGAAGCACGGAGAAAGAAGAACCCGUUCAUAAACAAUAGAAAGGACGACGAAAUAGCGAACGCUGCUACCACUAUUACUAUUACACAACAACAACUCCAAGCCACAAAACCAAGAAUACCGAAAGAAAGAGAACACGAGCAACUAUUUUCCGGCAACAUAUUUGUCCACGAAAGCAACAAAAGAAAAACAAACAAGGAAGAUGCAAGGGCUCCUGUGGAAAAUAUUCUUUCUAAAAAUCAAGGAGACAACAACCUUGGUAGUAAUCGCAGAAAUAAACGAUCUUCUAGCAGUAUUUCGAGGGUCUUCGUGAUGAAUCCGACGGAGUCACUUGCCUCGGUAUUGCCGACGGAAGACUAUCGCGAAAAAUCGCUACUUGUUGACUCUUUUACUAGAACUGGAGCCGCUGCAAUUCCUUUUGACGCAAACGACGACGCAGAUCGUGAUGCAGAAAAUGAUUCAAAACACCCGACUGUUUAUUACGACUAUCCGGAGCACUCGGUGACACCGUUGAACCCCCCGCUCUCCUAUUUCAAUUACGAUACCUCGAGUGACUCUAGAAACGGACCAGGAACUCUUGUAGUAUCUUACUCGACUCAUCAGAACGAAUUCGUUUCGAAAUACGGGAACAACGCGUGGGCGGAUUCCUACCAGCCGCCUCCCCCAGUUGAUCCAAACAUUGCCGUAGCCAUGGCGAACCGCCUUAGCUACGAAACAAACGAUUCGAAUUCCUAUUCGACUUCAUAUUAUUACUGGGAUGAGUUUGGUCCCGAAGGAUACGGAUUCGGUCCCUGGAAAGGGACACUCACGGGAAGGAAACUGCGGACCAAAAAUCAGUGUGGGAACGUCGGGAGGCAAUCCCCCAUCGACAUCCGCCUCACCGGGGUGGCUUGCCUCGAGCACCAUCAGAUCCGCACCCGGAAGGGCGAUUUCAAGCUGAAACAGCACCGUCCGGAGCACUCCAACCUCAAGCUUUCCAUCCUGCCCAGCAAGCUCCGGGUGUGGUUCCAGCGGCGGCCGUGCUCCGAUCUGGAAAACCCCGUCUGCAGCGAGCCCGAUCCGCCCCAUGCCGACUUCCCGCAUGGGUGGGGUGGUUUUGCCGACGUCCUCCACGUGGAUUUCAAGUUUCCCGCGGAGCACACGAUUUACGGCCAAACCUUUGACGGCGAGAUGCAGAUCUACCACCUGCACCCGGGAAGGAGGCGGCUGCCGGUGGUGAGCGUCCUAAUGAAAGUGGCCGGGGAUGACAACGGCGAUGGAAACAACGAUGACGGGCACAACGAGUAUCUCCAGCGCAUUCUCGACGGGUUCCAGUACGAGUACGACACGAACAGGGCAAAAUGCGCCAUCGCCGCGAUCGACGCGGGGCACCGCCGCCGAAAACUACAGCAGCGGCAACACGGGGAGCCUGCAAGACCAGGGGGAGGGACACCAACAAAAGGGGACCAUCGGGGAACGCAACAAGAACACGGGGGGGAAGAGACUAUUUCGUUCUCUGCAGAGGGUUUCGACAGCGGCACAAACGCAGCAAGAUUCCAUGCAAAGGCAACAAAAGUUACUCCGGGACGAACGAAUUUCGGGGCGGGGCACGGGAGCAAAGCCGCGAAAGGGGAUAAGAGAACAAAACACCGAAACAAACAGCACGCACAGCGAGCCAGCAGUAGCCCCUUGUUCGAGCACGACGAGGAUCACUUUUCGAACCUCUCGGGUCUCGAGAUCCGUGCCAGCGCAGCCUUUGGUGGGAACCGAGAACGGCUCGAGGAAUACGCCAGACUAUUGUUGCCGAACAAUGGAACUGGAAACGAUGGCCAUGGCCACUACGAGCACCAAUCUAACAUCAAUGCAACCACAGAUUUCACGAUCCGGAGAGAAGCACACCGGCGCCGAUUGUCGACGUCGCGGUGGAACCCCCACCACAGGUCACUGGUUCCUUCCUACUAUUUCUAUGGUUACGACGGAUCUCUCACGGAACCCCCCUGUUCCGAGAUCGUCUCGUGGUUCGUGAUGGACGGUCCCCACAUGGAGGUCUCCUUCAACCAGCUGGAGCAGGCCAAGGCGAUCCUCUUUACCAACGUCGACGGGUCUUCCUGCAGAGAGACCAGCGUCCACUACCGAAACAGCGUGGCGCGGCCGAUUCAGGACACCGGUCCGGACCGGGACGUGUGGCACUGCACCCGCGACAACUAUGUCCCGGACAAGGAGCGGCAAGGGAUGCACUAGGACGGUUUUAAUGCACAAACGCGCCAGCAGGCACAAGCCCACGAUGGCCAAGAACAUCAAACACUAAAAAUUGUAACACAAU
Molecule: messenger RNA, 2717 nt
Organism: Pseudo-nitzschia multistriata
Lineage: Eukaryota; Bacillariophyta; Bacillariophyceae; Bacillariales; Bacillariaceae
Source: the annotation of a GenBank genome assembly